AUGCAAGCAAUCGGAGAAAUAUCAAAAUCCCGCCGGAUCAUUACGGUUUUGAAAAACCCUUCGCUGUGUUUAUUUAACUCACUGGAACGAGUCAACUCAUCUCAAGCCGCUGAAAAUGGUUCUGAACUCAGUUCUCCCGCUUUAUGUCGCCACUUUCAUUUCACCACCUCAGGGUUUCUCCGUGGGAAUCAUUUACCAGUGAAAUCAUAUUGUCUAAAAUGUAUAAUGCCAAUUUCAACACAUUCAAUGCUGAUGUAUGCACCGUAUUCUACAGAAGCGAGUGCAGUUGAAAAUGAUUCUGCGGGUGAUCAUUAUUUUUUGUUGCAUGCUAAACAACACCGUGAUGUCAAACUCAUGGUAGAAGUGAUGAAACUUGUGAAGAAGAAUGAGUUAGCUUUGCAACCUGGCAAGGCAGAUUUAGUUUUCAGAAAGUUGGAUCUGAUCUCUAAAUACGGAAAAGGGUUUGUCACAUCAGGAGUAAGCCUUAGACAGACUUCCUUUGAUUUGUGGAUGGAAUUUGCUGCCAGGAAAGGAGAUUCUGUUUCCUUAUGGAAAAUUGAGAAGUGGAGAUCAGAAACUAUGAAACAGCAUACUCUUGCAACUCAUAUUGUGGUCGCAUAUUGA
Molecule: messenger RNA, 624 nt
Organism: Fraxinus pennsylvanica
Lineage: Eukaryota; Viridiplantae; Streptophyta; Magnoliopsida; Lamiales; Oleaceae
Source: the annotation of a GenBank genome assembly